This is a messenger RNA of Macrosteles quadrilineatus (aster leafhopper), 861 nucleotides long. RefSeq lists its product as uncharacterized. NCBI's taxonomy places the organism in Eukaryota, Metazoa, Arthropoda, Insecta, Hemiptera, Cicadellidae. The coding region runs from base 70 to 861 and encodes 263 amino acids. The transcript is spliced from 2 exons. The record is from RefSeq and is a predicted model, not a curated record.
AGAGUUAACUAACGCAGCUUUACUUGAAACACGGAGUAUUCCUGAUUUACUACAGCCUGCAGAAAAGCCAUGGACCCCUGCUUAAGAAAGACUACCAAGCCAAUGAAGCCAGUGGCAGGCAUGAAGAGAUCUAAACUUCAGGAGGCGUUGACUGGAGGUGUUAAGAAGAUGAAAUCAUCAACUCCUUCUGAAACCCUGGUCAACAAGACUCUGUCGCAGCCGGGAUCCUCUUCAUCUGCCGCCAAGACUCUUUCGCAGCCAGGCAAGACUCUGUCGCAGCCGGGAUCCUCUUCAUCUGCUUUGUCUGACGAUGCAAAGAAAACAACUACAAUAUCAACUCAAUCUUCCCUUGCCGCCAAGACUCUUUCGCAGCCAGGAUCUUCUUCUGCUUUGUUUGAAGAUAGAUUGAAGAAACCUUCUUCUGGUAACACUUCGUCGAAGAAACGGUCUGAUUCAUCGUCUUCCUCUUCUUCUUCUUCGUCAUCAUCUUCCUCGUCUUCUUCAUCGUCCUCGUCCUCUUCUUCUACGUCAUCGCCCAAAAAUCAAACAAUUAAGUCCCCUCUAUCCAUGCUUCUCUCUCCCAUAAUUCUCUCCUUGCUAUCUCCUAUUAAAUCUCCAGAAAAGCCAUCCACUCCCAAACGUAAGCCAUCUCCAAAACCUCAACCACAUAGCCUAACUCUUCCUAAUUUAAAUUCCUCCUCGAACCAAAUGCCUGACAUAGAUUCUCCUGAAAUUACCAUUCCAAACCCCCCACCCAAAUCCCUCCCUGCUGCACCCACCGUUGUUAGAAAACUCUUUACUAAAACUGAAUCCUCAAAAGAAUCCCUUCCCCCCAUUCAAACCCUUCUGAAAAAUUGGUAA